CCGAGGGCGCCCUGCGUGUUGAUGGACCGGCGGCCGUUAAAAUGAACUUCGAUACUCUGUGACCUCGAAAUUGGCUAAGGCGGGUUUGAAGAGUAGGCAUUACAGCCAAUUAGCGGCUAAUUAAUUGACACGUGACUAGCAUUCUAGUGGCCACAUCGGCACUUUACCGCGGACAAACUGAUGUGAUAAAAGCAUUUGGCUGGCAUCAUUGUGAAAAAAUACGGCCGCAGUUUUUCUUUUUAUUUUUGUCUUCUGCAAAAGUUUAUUUUGAAAUGGCCACCAAGAAAAUUGCUUCUGAAGAGGAGACCUCUACCACCAAAACAGUCGCUACAGUUAAGGCUAGCAAACCUCCAUCCAGUGGCCACCCUUCCACAAUUGACAUGGUGGUUGAGGCCUUGAAAGAGCUGAAUACCAAGAAAGGGGUCUCUGUGAUGGCUAUUCGUGGAUACAUCCUUGCCAAGUACCCCUCUGUGCUGCCAGCAAGACUGAAGACCCUGUUGAAGAAUGCCCUUCUGAAAGGUUUAGUGAGUGGCAUUUUGAUCAGACCUAAAAAUGCUACGGCUACUGGUGCCACUGGCAGGUUCAAGCUUGCAGGUAAAGAGAAGAAACGUGUUGUCAAUGGGGCCAAAUCAAAAGAAAAUGUCGACCCAGAUGAGAAGCAAAAUGCUACUCGAAAGGCUGCCGCCAAGAAACCAAAGUCUGGAAACAAGCUGAAGUCUGCAAACACUAAAAAGGCCAAAGUGAAAUCUGAGGUAGCAGAGGAAAAUCAGGCUGAGAACCCUGAGAAGGAAGUUAAGGCUAAGCCGAAAAAGACUAAAGACCCAUCGGGGCAGGAACUGGACCAGAAAGCAAAGCCAAAAGUCAAGAAGCAGAAUUCAGCGGAGACCCCAACAGUCCGGGCACCAAAAAAGUCCCAGAACAAGACCAAGGCUGAACCAAAGGGCAGUGAGGAGGUGGGCAAGGAGAAUGCUGACAAGCCGAAUGCAAAGACUGCUGGCAAACGCAGCAAAAAACCAAAAGAGCAGUAG
Molecule: messenger RNA, 1028 nt
Organism: Polypterus senegalus (gray bichir)
Lineage: Eukaryota; Metazoa; Chordata; Cladistia; Polypteriformes; Polypteridae
Product: protein B4-like
Exons: 5
Coding region: 273-1028 (251 amino acids)
Biological process (GO): nucleosome assembly
Cellular component (GO): nucleosome
Molecular function (GO): DNA binding
Source: RefSeq, a predicted model, not a curated record